GAAGAAGUCCGCUUAACCACGCGGUUCGGUGAGUGAAGUGCGCGUGUUGAGGCCGCUGGUACUGUGUUUCACGCGAUGCCCAAGGCCAAGGGCAAGACCCGGAGGCAGAAGUUCGGUUACAACGUUAACCGCAAGCGUCUGAACCGCAAUGCUCGGCGGAAGGCGGCGCCGCGCAUCGAGUGCUCCCAUAUCCGACAUGCCUGGGACCACAACAAAUCGGUGCGGCAGAACCUGGCAGAGAUGGGGCUGGCCAUGGACCCCAACAAGGCUGUUCCCCUCCGUAAGAGAAAGGUGAAGCUCAUGGAGGUGGAUGGAAAGGAGGGGCCCAAAGACAUUGUGCGGAAGCCCUACGUGCUAAAUGAACUGGAGGCAGAAGCCAACCUCCCAGAAAAGAAAGGAAACACGCUGUCUCGGGACCUCAUUGACUAUGUCCACUACAUGGUGGAGAACCAUGGGGAAGACUACAAGGCUAUGGCCCGGGAUGAAAAGAAUUACUAUCAAGAUACACCCAAACAGAUUCGGAAUAAGAUCAACGUCUACAAACGAUUUUACCCAGCAGAAUGGCAAGCCUUCAGCGAGUCUCUGCAGGAUAAGAAGAUGGAAGUUGAUUGACAGGUUUACACCUGCCCUAGGCUGAGGCCUUACACACCAAAGAACCCAGUGUCAGGGUUUAAGACACAGAGUGGAGCGCUCCGGGUGAGACUGGUUACUGGGGCGUAGGCAGGAGUAACACAUGUGUGCACCCUGUCCUCUGGUCUCAGAAAAGCCUGAACUUGGUGUGAUCACAGCGAUUGCCUUUGAAUAUAAUCUGUACAUAAUAAAACCCAAGGACAUUUUGCUUC
Perognathus longimembris pacificus (Pacific pocket mouse) is the source of this 842-nucleotide messenger RNA. It is a transcript of the gene Nop16, whose product is annotated as NOP16 nucleolar protein. Gene Ontology annotation, cellular component: nucleolus. Lineage: Eukaryota; Metazoa; Chordata; Mammalia; Rodentia; Heteromyidae. The transcript is spliced from 5 exons. The coding region runs from base 76 to 612 and encodes 178 amino acids. Gene Ontology annotation, biological process: ribosomal large subunit biogenesis. The record is from RefSeq and is a predicted model, not a curated record.